UAAAUACAGUAAGUCCGCAGUUUUGAUUCACUGUUUUUUUUGUGAUGAAAACUUAUUAAAAUAUGAUAGAUACUUAUGUACAUCAAUAUGGAGUUCAUUUACAUUCUCUGGUAUGUACACGUGGAGGAAUAGAAUUUUUAAUAUUAUCACUUAUCAAUAAAUAUAUGUCGCGCACUGCUCUAUAUGUAAGUAUGUAUGUAAAUAUUCGUAUGACCUUGCAAAAUAAGUUAUGCAUACAAAUAUAUUAGCGAAUAAAUGUAAGUAUGUCACAAUUGACAAAUCCUAAAUUUGUAGUAAAUCACACAACAUUUUCAUUCAUGAACGCUGGCGCACAUGCAAUAAGCUAAGUCGUUUCAUUCAUAAAAGUAGACACCAUCUCCCUCUACGAACAUGCGUUUACAUCAAGCGCCUUUUCGCGACGAUUCUUCUAAGUUCUCAGAUUUAACAAUAUGGGAUUGAACUUUUGUUUGUUUAUAUAUUUGUUUAGAAGAAGAUAAAUAUAAUCUUGUUUAAUUUAAAAACAACAUUAUUUCUCUUUUAAUAUAUUGGUACUCUCCGCUCCCAUUUCUCAAAAUAUACAUUUGUACAUAUAUAUGCAUAAACGUUUUCGAUUGAAGUUAGAAGAGCAUCUCCUCCACUUUGUUCAGAACAGUUUCUUAUUUCUCUCCCCAAUUACUGCACACAAUCGUCAGCUGUCUGCCUUUUUUACAGCGGAUAGCACGUAGUCAUUUCGAGAAAGGUCAAGAAAUCUGUUCUCGAAAAUUCUCUUUCCGACCAAUUUCAUAUAAAUAGCGGCCGAAAAUUUCUCCUCCGCAUAGUUUGAAUUGAAAAGUCAAAGCGAGUAAACAUAACAAACUUAGCUAAAGUCAUUUAGCAAAACAAAAGAGAUUAAAACAACUUUUUACCAAGUGCAUAAGAAACAAUUUCAGAAUAUUAUUGAAUAUUGAAAGUUAAAUUCAGUUUAAUUGAAAAUAUUUAUUAAAAAAGUACAAAGCCAUAAAAAUGGUUGCAAUUGGAAUAGAUUUGGGAACAACAUACUCGUGUGUAGGAGUAUUCCAACACGGAAAAGUGGAAAUCAUAGCGAACGAUCAAGGUAAUCGCACAACACCCAGCUAUGUGGCGUUCGCAGACUCGGAGCGACUUAUUGGUGACGCUGCGAAGAAUCAAGUUGCCAUGAACCCAAAGAACACAGUGUUUGAUGCCAAGCGAUUAAUUGGACGAAAGUAUGAUGAUACUAAAAUCCAGGAGGACAUAAAGCAUUGGCCUUUUACAGUGGUUAACGAUUGUGGAAAGCCCAAGUUAAGUGUUGAAUUCAAAGGAGAACAGAAAAAGUUUGCUCCCGAAGAAAUAAGUUCGAUGGUGCUAACAAAAAUGAAAGAAACUGCUGAGGCGUAUUUGGGUACAUCUGUAAGAGAUGCCGUUAUCACAGUGCCGGCUUACUUCAACGACUCGCAGCGUCAAGCCACCAAGGAUGCUGGUGCCAUUGCAGGGUUGAAUGUUCUCCGAAUUAUUAAUGAACCAACAGCAGCGGCGUUAGCUUAUGGUCUGGAUAAAAACCUUAAAGGCGAACGUAAUGUGCUCAUAUUUGAUUUGGGCGGUGGUACUUUCGAUGUUUCCAUUUUAACUAUUGACGAAGGAUCGCUAUUUGAAGUGCGUGCGACGGCUGGCGAUACUCACUUGGGUGGAGAAGACUUCGACAAUCGAUUGGUAAACCACUUUGCAGAAGAGUUUAAACGAAAAUAUAAAAAGGAUUUGCGAUCGAACCCUCGAGCGUUGCGACGAUUAAGGACCGCGGCUGAACGUGCGAAACGUACACUGUCGUCCAGCACAGAAGCCUCUAUCGAGAUUGAUGCUCUAUACGAAGGAGUAGAUUUCUACACAAAAAUAAGCCGAGCACGGUUUGAGGAAAUGUGUGGUGAUUUGUUCCGCAGUACACUAGAUCCAGUAGAAAAGGCUUUGAACGAUGCCAAAAUGGACAAAAGCCAAAUCCACGAUAUUGUCCUUGUUGGUGGUUCAACUCGUAUUCCUAAAGUGCAAAGCUUGCUACAAACAUUCUUCGGUGGAAAGAGUUUAAAUCUUUCUAUCAAUCCAGACGAGGCGGUAGCAUAUGGUGCAGCAAUUCAAGCAGCCAUUCUGAGGUGUGAUAAGAGCAGUGCAAUUCAAGAUGUCCUCUUGGUUGACGUGGCACCAUUAUCACUUGGAAUUGAGACCGCUGGUGGAGUGAUGACCAAAUUGAUU
Molecule: messenger RNA, 2238 nt
Organism: Bactrocera oleae (olive fruit fly)
Lineage: Eukaryota; Metazoa; Arthropoda; Insecta; Diptera; Tephritidae
Source: RefSeq, a predicted model, not a curated record